AAAUCUUCAAAAUAUUUAUCAUUUUAAAUAAUUUAACAAUAUUAAUUAUUUCUUGUGUGAUGAUGUACCAAUUAUUUCAAGUGAUGAAGAAAAAUAAUGUUACAUUAUAUUAAUAUCUUGGUUGAAAAUAAAAAGAUAAACCAGUUAAUAAUGGAGGGACCAGAAGUAACAUUUUUAUUUCAAUUUGGUUUAAUUCGUGACACUAUUACAGUUGAAAGCAGUUCGUUAACUCUUAAAACUCUAAAAGAAUUUGCUUGCGAUUUUAUAAAUAAUAAGUGUCCUGAGCAUGGUUUAAAUCACUUGUUUGAACGAUUGCUUUUAUUUAAGCAUGAUUAUAAUUCUACUAAUAUCUUACAACUUAUUACAAAUGCAACAGAAGUUGUUGAUGAAACCUUAGUGGAAAUUGUUCUAACUGCACAAGUGCCAAAUGAAGAAGUUCCCAUUCGUCCCCAUGCUUUAACAGUUCAUUCGUAUAAAGUUCCAACAUUUUGUGAUUUUUGUGGAGAGAUGUUGUUUGGUCUUGUUCGACAAGGUCUAAAAUGUGAAGGUUGUGGAAUGAAUUAUCAUAAAAGAUGUGUUAUUAAAGUACCCAAUAAUUGCUCACACGAUGUCAGUCAAAGAAGACGUAGUUCAACGAUGCUAAAUGUACCAAGAUCUCCGAGUCAAGGAUCCACUAGUAGUUUGACCAGCAUUAGCGAUGAUAAUCAUAGUACAAAUAAUACACCGAAUGCAAGUCAAAAUAAUAGUACUUUGACAAUACCAAGCAUAGUAGCUCCAAAACAAUCUCGUUCUCCUUCCCUGGGUGGAAGGCCAGUUUGGGUCGAGCGAGAACUUGCAACACGUAUAAAAAUUCCGCAUACGUUUGUAGUACAUACUUAUACCAGGCCAACCGUAUGUGGAUAUUGUAAAAAAUUAUUACGUGGUUUAUUUAAGCAAGGCCUACAGUGCAAAGAUUGUCAAUAUAAUGCGCAUAAGAAAUGUAUUGAAAAAAUACCUAAAGACUGUACUGGAGAAAAUCCGCGAGACAAUACAGGGAGUGAAUAUCCUGAUAGUGGUGUUGGUAGUGAACCAGAAGGAAAAUGCGACGGCAGAAAUGAAGAAGGCGAUGGCGACAGUGAUGUUGAAUCUCCAUCACCCCCUCAACAUUCAUCAUUUGCAACAGAUGAAACAAAAGCAUCAGAGGAGUAUACUGAUCAAGUUCCAAGUAAUGAUGAUGUUAUUUGUGAUGAAUUUCAAAAAUCGAGACCAUCAAGUUGCAGCUCUACCCCAAGCAAUAAUAUUCCUCUAAUGCGUAUAGUGCAAAGCGUUAAACACACAAAACGACGUGGUUCAAAAGUUCUAAAGGAGGGUUGGAUGGUACAUUUUACAAGUCGUGAUCCAGUGAGGAGAAAACAUUAUUGGCGGCUUGAUACAAAGGCUAUAACAUUAUUUCAAAGUGAAAGUAGUUCCAAAUAUUACAAAGAAAUUCCAUUAGUUGAGAUACUGUCUAUCGAAACUGCUACGACAUCUCGUUCGCAAACAAUGCAUUGUUUUGAGUUAAAAACUGCCAAUAUGGAUUAUUAUGUUGGAGAAGAUUCUUCAUAUGGAGAUAAUUGUAGCCAAGUUCCUGCACCAGAAAGUGGUAUAGGAGCACACGUAGCCAGAUCGUGGGAAACAAGUAUUAGACAAGCACUUAUGCCAGUAACUACUGUAUCAGCUAAUCAAGAACAAUCCACAGAACCUGAAGAAAAUGUUACAGAUAUGUCUCAGUUGUAUGAGAUCUUUCCAGAUGAAGUUUUGGGUUCUGGUCAAUUUGGUACAGUAUAUGGAGGUAUUCAUCGUAAAAGUGGUCGAGCGGUUGCCAUAAAAGUUAUUGAUAAGUUACGUUUUCCUACGAAGCAAGAAGCACAACUUAAAAAUGAAGUUGCUAUUUUACAAAAUCUCUCUCAUAGCGGAGUUGUUAACUUAGAACGAAUGUUCGAAACUCCAGAACGAAUAUUUGUAGUUAUGGAAAAGUUAAAGGGUGACAUGCUGGAAAUGAUAUUAAGUUCAGAGCGUGGUCGUCUCAGUGAACGAAUAACUAAAUUCCUAAUUACACAGAUAUUAGUAGCGUUAAAACAUUUACAUAGCAAAAACAUAGUACAUUGCGAUUUAAAACCUGAAAACGUGUUGUUAAGUAGCGACAGCGAAUUUACACAAGUAAAAUUAUGUGAUUUUGGAUUUGCUAGAAUCAUAGGAGAGAAAAGCUUUAGAAGAAGUGUUGUAGGUACUCCAGCAUAUCUAGCACCCGAAGUUUUAAGAAAUAAAGGUUAUAAUCGGUCUCUAGAUAUGUGGAGUGUUGGUGUAAUUAUUUAUGUAUCUUUAAGCGGUACAUUUCCUUUCAAUGAGGAAGAAGACAUUAAUGAACAAAUACAAAAUGCUGCUUUUAUGUAUCCGCCAGUUCCUUGGCAAGAAAUCUCAUCUGAUGCUAUUGAUUUAAUUAAUAAUUUACUACAAGUAAAGCAGAGAAAACGUUUCACUGUAGAUAAGAGUUUACAACACGUGUGGCUCCAGGAUUAUCAAACAUGGUGCGAUUUACGAGAAUUAGAAGCAAAAGUGGGAUAUCGUUAUUUGACCCAUGAAAGUGAUGAUGCUCGGUGGCUAGCAUAUAGUAAUCAACACACAUGACAGACCACCCCGCCUACAUUGAACAUCGAAACAUUGCCAAAUAAUUUGUCGAUACACAAAGGUUGGGCUCGUAGUGCUCGAGCUACGCUGCGACGUUUUAUUCGUGCCUGAUUUGAACACAUUUAUGAAAGGAAGUACAAUUCUAUCUUUCAUUGUAGAUAUAAAGAAAUUCAUUAAUACGAUAUCAAUAAGCGUAUCUUCCAAAACGUUUUACUUAGAGAAUAAGAAUUUUACUUAAUGAUAUUUGAUUAGACUGCAAUAUAU
This is a messenger RNA of Osmia lignaria (orchard mason bee), 2910 nucleotides long. RefSeq names its product serine/threonine-protein kinase D3 (gene PKD). Gene Ontology annotation, molecular function: protein serine/threonine kinase activity; ATP binding. The record is from RefSeq and is a predicted model, not a curated record. Gene Ontology annotation, cellular component: cytosol. Lineage: Eukaryota; Metazoa; Arthropoda; Insecta; Hymenoptera; Megachilidae. Gene Ontology annotation, biological process: phospholipase C-activating G protein-coupled receptor signaling pathway; protein phosphorylation; intracellular signal transduction.